GUCAGAACAUCGUCACAUACACCCAACAUGCGCACUUCAAUCCCUAUCCUCGCCUCGCUGGCGUCUGUUACCUCUGCGGCCCGCUUUCUGCUGCAGAUUCCCAUCACAAACGUCGUGAACCCCUCCGCGCUGUCUUCUACGACUCACGCAACCCUCCAAUCCAGCGGGCCCCCAGUCGAUGCAUACCUGACGCGGUCGAACACUUUCAACUUCAACAACAUCAGUGCUGGAAGUUACCUUGCGACUGUUCACUGCAGAGACUUUGCUUUCGAGCCUCUGCGCAUCGAUGUCAGCAUCGAGGAGCCUGUUGAGGGAAGCGGGGACAAGAAGGAAGUGAUCCGGGCAUGGCAAACAUUUCUGGGCAACGAAUGGGACAACAAGGGAGAAAACAGAGGAGAGGGCGGUAAUGGUCUCGUCAUCGAGGCCAGACCGCUCGGCCAGAAACAAUUCUACCAGGAGCGCGCUGGAUUCUCACCCCUAUCUUUCCUCAAGAACCCCAUGAUUCUCAUGGCCGUCUUCUCUGGCCUGCUCAUGUUCGGCAUGCCCAAGCUUAUGGAGAACAUGGACCCCGAGAUGAAGGCCGAGAUGGAGGAGAUGCAGAAGAACGGCGUGAUGGGCUCAGGCUCCACGCAGACAGCGCAGCAGAUCCAGAACUUUGAUCUCGCGUCGUGGAUGGCUGGCAAGACAACAGACUCGAACAGCCGCGGUCAGAGCCCGGCGCCCGAGAAGCAGCCUUCGAAGAAGCGGUGAGGUGGACAGGUGUGGACACGAGUGCACAUGAACGAAAGAGACGGCCGGGUUGUAAACGAGCUUAGCGAAUUGUCAAUAGAGAUGUCGCCGGCCCUAUGGGAUCAUAGAAAAACGGCUCAACACAAGUGCACAUGCACUGCUAUCCGCCUCUCUAUAUAAAGGCUGCAACUCAAUUACUCUUUCACGAGAAAUCCUGCAACAAGGAUUCGCCCUCAUGGCUUAGUGGUAAAGCGUAUCACUAGUAUUCACCGAAUGCAAUGAUAAGAUCGCU
Didymella exigua CBS 183.55 is the source of this 1021-nucleotide messenger RNA. RefSeq lists its product as uncharacterized. The transcript has 2 exons. Lineage: Eukaryota; Fungi; Ascomycota; Dothideomycetes; Pleosporales; Didymellaceae. The coding region runs from base 28 to 750 and encodes 240 amino acids. The record is from RefSeq and is a predicted model, not a curated record. Gene Ontology annotation, cellular component: EMC complex.